This is a messenger RNA of Mugil cephalus (flathead mullet), 1045 nucleotides long. RefSeq names its product 23 kDa integral membrane protein-like. NCBI's taxonomy places the organism in Eukaryota, Metazoa, Chordata, Actinopteri, Mugiliformes, Mugilidae. Gene Ontology annotation, cellular component: membrane. The coding region runs from base 142 to 975 and encodes 277 amino acids. The record is from RefSeq and is a predicted model, not a curated record. The transcript is spliced from 9 exons.
GCUGAUCUUCCAAACUUGGUCAUGUUCUUCGUUUGGCAGCCAAACACUCUGGAGCUUUAAACAACAUCCAUCACCCGCACACACUGGGCUCUGGUCUUCACUUUUGUUUCUAUUUUAGCUCGACUCUCUCAGGCGGCGGUCAUGGCUCGCUGCAGGAGUUAUUUGCGAGGGCUCGCCAUCUGUGUCACUGUCCUGCUAAUGGUUUCUGGUGUCGUCAUGAUCGGCGUCGGCUUUGCCUCCAUCGAUGGCAGCAUUCCAGUAGAGAAGUUGUUUGAGCAUCUGUCCAGCAGCGAUGGUUUACUGGUCCUCCAGGUGUUCGGUCCUCUCACCGUGAUCUUAUCCGUCCUGGGGAUCUGUGCAGCGUCGCUGGACGUCAAAACUCUGCUGCUGCUGUUUUCUGCUCUGAUAUUCGUGGAGUUCGUGGCUCUGAUGGUCGUCGCCUCUCCUCUGGUCCGGGUUCAGGCUCAGUUGGACAGCGCUGUGGACGAGUUGUUCCUGAACGUGACUCCGCUCCACAAGGCCGAGCAUUACAUCCAGGGGGAACUUCAGAAACUCCAGGCCUCGGACUCUUGUUGUGGUCUGAGGAGUUUCAAGGACUGGGAGAAUCAACUUCCUGCUUCCUGUUCCUGUACCCCCCCCAGCUCCGACCUGGAGCCGAGCUCUCGGCUCGGUAACGUCAGCUCUGACGGACGCUGUGUGAUUUUAGACCGAACUCAUUCUCCGCUUCAGCCUCCGCCGGGCUCUAAUAAACUCUGGAUCCACUCUGAGCCCUGUGGCCCCGUCCUGAAGAGCUACCUGAGCUUCCCCAUCAAACUGAGAAUAGGAAUCAUCUCAGCCCUCGCCACCAUCGCAAUGGCGGCCAUCGCUCUGUGUCUGACUCUGGGUCUGGAGGAAUACUGGAAGAAGCCUCCGGUAGAAACGACGGUCGACGACUUCAACCGAGUCAAAUACCAACCGAAGCCCUCCUUCACCUGACCCCUGACCUCUGACCCCUGACCUCUGACCCCUCAGCCAGAUUAAACUACUGUCUCGGGGUUUUCAUUUU